AUGCUGGACACGGAAGGGUCUGAGGUGCACAUUUCAGCCGUGGCAAAGCCAAUGAGGGCGGAGGAAGGUGACGAGUUUACGUUUACAGUCAGAAAGCCUCCGUAUCCUGAUGGAGUGUUUGGUGUCAGCUAUGACGCAUUCAUAUACGAUGUGGAGGUCGGUGAUGAGGUGGUUGUCGACGGAGGCAUGGUGCGGUUGGAAGUGCAGCAGAUAGCUGGGCCUGAUGUAUUGUGCCGCUGUGUCGAUCCUGGCCUGAUUCUGUCACGGGCCAAUCUCACAUUUCGGCGACAAGGCAAACUUGUUCGAGGGCAGAAUGCAAGGCUGUCUGUCAUCACAGCAAAGGAUUGGGAGCACAUCGACUUUGGUGUUGAAGAAGGUGUGGACUUCAUUGCCAUUUCGUUUGUGAAGUCUGCUGACGUCAUCUCCAACCUGAAGAGUUACAUUCAAAGGAGAACGGGGUCCCAUUCCAUCGAGAUCGUUGCAAAAAUUGAGAGCAUCGGUUCGAUGCCCAACUUGCACGAGAUCGCCCAGGCAGCCGAUGUCCUUAUGGUGGCCAGAGGAGAUCUUGGUGCCCAAAUUGAUAUUGAGGAGGUUCCUUCUGUCCAAAAGGACGUUGUCGUGAAAGGGCGAAAACUGGGAAAGCCAGUCAUUGUGGCAAGCCAUCUCCUCCAGUCGAUGAUCGAGCACCCAAUCCCAACAAGAGCAGAGGUUGCUGACAUUGCAGACUGCGUUCGGCAGCAAGCUGACGCGCUCAUGCUGUGCGGCGAAUCUGCGGUGGGUGCGUAUCCUGGCAAAUCCAUUGAUGUCCUGAAGUCCGUGGCGACGCAGGUGGAGGAGUGGUCCAGGCAAGAGAAAUUCGGCGUUGUUUCUCUGCCACAAAUUGCCACGUCGGACGACGGCCGCGUGAGCGAGGAGCUGUGCGCCGGUGCCGUGUCGACAGCAAACAAACUCAAGGCACGUGCGAUAUUCGUGUACACUCGAAGAGGGCACAUGGCGAAUUAUCUAUCAAGGUUGCGUCCUGACUGUCCGAUAUUUGCAUUCACAGACAGCAGCUCUGUGAGGAGGCGCAUGAACCUGAGAUGGGGUGUCAUGCCAUUUCGAAUGAGUUUUGGAGCGCACCCUGAUGACAACAUCAUGAGGGCGUUCAAGUUCCUGAAGAUGCGAAAGCUUGUCAGUGGCGGAGAUCUGGUGGUGGUGGUCAGUGACAUCAGGCCAGCGGAGGGAGACGUCGUCCGGUCGGUGCAAAUUCGGCACGUGAGAUGA
Molecule: messenger RNA, 1263 nt
Organism: Ostreobium quekettii
Lineage: Eukaryota; Viridiplantae; Chlorophyta; Ulvophyceae; Bryopsidales; Ostreobiaceae
Source: the annotation of a GenBank genome assembly